UAGAGGAAGUCCGCACCUGGCCAGUAUCCGAGAAGGCGACUAUGGAGCAGAUUUUUGAAGGGCUGUACCAUGUAUUUGAGUCACAUUCUCCAUCAGAGGUACAUCUCCGGCUGUAUGAAAGGCGACAAAAGCCAGGCCCACGGAAGAAAAGUCAUCUCUCACACCUGAAUGCAUUUCUCUCCAACUCUGUGGAGCGUGCUGUGAAAAAGAGUCCGGCCGUGCAUUCCUGAGAAAAAUGGAUUCAGGUACCAUAAAGGACAUCCUCCGAGGGAAAUCAGAAAUUCUGCCCGUAGAGUCAUCUAAGAGUGUUCGACUAUUCGUAAGCUCCACUUUUUCAGAUAUGGCAGAAGAACGUAAUGCACUAUUGGAGAUGGCCUAUCCUGAGAUACAAGCUUUUUGUCAGAAUCAUGGAUUAACAUUUGAGGUGGUCGACAUGCGGUGGGGAAUCCGAGAUUAUGCCUCAGUGGAUCACAUGACCACAGAUCUUUGUCUGAAGGAGAUAGAAGCCUGUCAGAGGAUUUCUAUAGGACCAUACUUUAUUGCUUUAGUUGGCAAUCGCUAUGGAUACAGACCCAUGCCUCGGGUAAUAGAUGAAGAAGAGUUUGACAUACUGUACAAGAAAGUCCUCAAGGAUGAAGCCAAAGCUCAUCUUUUGACACGCUGGUUUUGGAAAGACAUGAAUACUGUUCCUCCAACACAUGUAUUCCAGCCCAUAACAGUUCAUUUUCCUCAUUUCUCUGAUACGGAUCCAUCUCAUGCAAAAAUCCAGGCAAAGGAAGCGAAGGAGUGGAAAGAAGUGGAGAGGCAGCUGUCCAGCGCAUUACGCUCAGCUGCACAAGCUGCAUACAUUGAAGGAUUGAUAACUGUACAGCAAAAACAUAAGUAUUAUAGAUCAGUGACAGAAUGUGAAAUUGAAUGCGGACUCCUGGGCUCUGGAACUGAUCAAGUAGGCUCUACUCUCUUCUUUAGGGAAGUGAAGGAUUUGGAUCUCAGUAAGGAUAAGCUCUCCUACCUCAUAGACGUCAAUGAAGAUGGAAGUCCAGAUACAGAAGCUCAAGAGCUUCUAGGUGAAUUGAAGAAAAAGAUAACAGAGGAGCAUCCAAAUAAAGUAAAGACACAUACAGUGGAAAUGAGUAUACAGAUGUCCAAAGAAACAUAUUUGCAGAAACUCUGUGACCAAGUCAUAGCUGUGGUCAACCAUCAGAUACUUAACUCAUUAGCCAGAAAGGACUCUCACCUGCCAGAAUCACAGAAGCAACAUCCAUGGCUAGGAUGGCUGAUGCAAGAAGUCACACACCACCUACUUCUUUCUCGGGAAAAAUCAGAAGUAUUUUGUGGGCGACAGGACAUGUUGCAAAGAAUUGUAGGUCAUGUCAAAAAGAAGGGUGUAUGGCCCCCUCUUGUUAUCUACGGAGCUUCUGGAUCAGGGAAAACUGCAUUGAUGUGUAAGGCAUUUGAAAUGAUUAAACAUUCGGUGACUAAUAAUGAGAAUUUAAUAUUGGUGCUGCGACUUCUUGGCACAUCACCACAAAGUUCAGACAUCCAUGAUGUGUUGAAGAGUAUCUGUUAUCAGGUAUGCUUAGCACUGGACUUACCACCACCCACGUCCCAGGUCACUAAUAUUUACAAUGAGACUGUAAGGUUUUUUCACCAGAUUCUCACUACAGUAUCUAACAGAAAAACAGAGACCUUGGUGUUGUUUCUGGAUUCACUUGAUCAGCUCUCUCAAACAGAUGGUGCUUAUCAUCUUCAUUGGCUACCCAAGGAAUGCCCAAACAAUGUACAGAUUGUAUUGUCAACAUUACCUGAAGAGGGAGGCAUUUUGAACACCCUAAGAGAAAACAUCCCAGAUGAAACAUUGUACUUGGAAGUUCAAUCACUCUCCGAUGAACAAGGAGGCCAGAUCAUAGAAAUGCUCAUGUCUUCAGCUGGACGUAGGUUGACUCAUGAACAACAUAAAAUUGUGUUGGACAGUUUUAGGAAAUGUGGACAACCCUUGCUUCUUAAAUUGGCAUUUGAUGAAGCCAAGAGGUGGUCAUCUUAUACACCAACCUCAGAGCUUCAUAUUGCCACCAACACAAAAGAAGCUGUAAACCAAUUAUAUCAGCGUUUGGAAAAUAUUCACGGGCAAGUACUGAUUUCCCAUGCUCUAGGAUACAUUGUGGCAUCCAGGAAUGGCUUGUCAGAAGCAGAGCUAAAAGAUAUCCUCUCCAUUGAUAAUAAUGUCCUGGCAGACAUAUAUCAGUACUGGGCCCCUCCAAGUGAAGAUGUGAUCCGAAUUCCAUCUCUUUCAUGGACCCACCUACGCUAUGAUUUAGAGGGGUAUUUGGUGGAGAGGCAAGCAGAUGAGACCACAGUAUUAGGUCUAUACCACAGACAGUUCAUAGAAGUGGCACACAACAUUUACCUGAGUGGGUCGGAGAAGACAAAAAGACAUCGUAUUCUAGCUGAGUACUUUAUAGGAACUUGGAGUCAGGGCAGAAAGCAUCCCAUUGACCUACCACUUCUUAAGAAAUCCCUGAAUGCUGACAGAAAGGUAGCUCCACAGCCAUUGUGGUUUUCAGGAAGCUUGCCGAAUCUCAGAAAAAUAAAUGAACUGCCUUACCAUCUUUUUCAUGCAGGCUGCUUUGAUGAACUAAAGCGGGAAAUUUUAGGCAAUAUGAACUGGAUAUCUACCAAGAUAACUUCAUGUGGAAUCAAUAGUCUGAUCAAAGACUUUGAUAUGUGUGUGGAACGCAUGAAAAAUGAAGAGGCCAAGCUUGUCCGUGAUACACUUCGACUCUUCCAGCCUACCAUGCAUUUUAUAGAGGGAAAGAUAGAUCCUUGCAUCAUUUAUGUAGAGAUACUGGCAAGACUACAUUUCUUCAAAUCAUCUUAUCCAACCUUGAUCGGUGAUCUCUGCCUACAAUGCUACACUUGGUUUGAUCAAUAUCCAAAUCCCACUUUUAUCCCUAUGAGUGGAUUUUUCCAGCCACCUGGUGGUCCUCUGCAAACCACCCUAACAGGUUUUAAAAAAGGUAUCACUAUAAUGGAGGUACAUCCUGACAAGGAUCUUCUUCUGGUCGGAUCUGAUGAUGGAACCAUGAUAGUUUGGAAUAUCGAGGACAUUGAGGUUGUCCACACACUAACUGGUCAUUCAGCUGGAAUACGAUGUGUAAAAAUUUUUGGUUCAGGGACUAGAGCUGUUUCUGGUUCUUUGGAUCAUACACUGCUUCUAUGGAACUUAAUAACUGGUAAAAAGUAUUUAUGUAUUCAAGAAGAUCACACAAACUAUGAAAAUGCUUACCUACAUGUGGAUGAGAAGAUUGGAAUUAUUUACUCAGCAUCGGGAUCUAAGGUCUAUGGAUGGAAUAUAGAAUCUGGGGAUCCUGUAUUAUCCCUUACACCUGGUGUUCCUGGGUUUCCAUUGCAAGCUGCAGUAUUCACCCCACAAAAGAUCCUGAUGACAGUAACUGAAGGAGGAACCUUACAUCUGUGGGACAGUGCAACAGGAGAAUUGAGAGGGUCACGACAGCUACCUGGAAUAGAUGAGGAAACAGCAUAUCCAGUUUGUAGCUGCAUCAUUCCCAAACAUGGAAAAAUGGUGGUUGGAUUUAAAAAUGGCUCCUUAGCACUGAUUUCUACAGGAGGAGGUGUUUCAACUGAACAGCUGCCCAGUGCUCUGAUUUUUGUCGUGGUGGCUGAUGACGAAUCAUUAUUUGCUGUGGGAUUUGGAAAACAAGUCCAGGUAUUCAGAGCUGAUUCUAACACUUUAAGGAAGUUGCUUGAUUCUUGUCUACAACAUGAAGACCUUGUGAAAACUGCUGUAAUUCACAGCGAGAAGAAUAUUAUAUUAACAGGAUCACAAGAUGAAACCAUCCGAGUCUGGAACCUGUCUAAAAGAGGUAUGCUCCUAGACUGCUUCUAUGGGAUGGGAGUAUCGGUCACUGGCCUAGCCAUGAAAGGAAGAACAUUGGUCUCUUCUUCUAACCAAGCCUACUACCUCAAGCUUUGGAAUUUGGAUUAUGAUGAAAAGCACAAGACCCUGCCCCCUUUUCAGGACCGUAGUGGUUGUGUUGCUCUGUCAAAUUCAGGAGACAGAGUUUAUUUUCCCCAAACUGGUGACAAGCACAAAAUUGUUGUGUGGGACACAGUUCAAGGUCGUAUGGCAGAUAUCCUAGAAGCUUCUUCAGAGGUAACCUGUCUGGAGAUUGCAAAUGGCAAGAGAAUUUUAUUCUGUGGAUUGACAUCUGGCACUGUACUGGCAUUUCCCUUAGACCAAAGACAGGAUGUUGCUUGCAUUCCUCCACCUGAUAACAGCUUACCUGUAAUUUGUCUGUCACUGAGCAAACAAGAAAACCACCUAGCUUUGGCCUAUCAAGACACUAUUCUACUGUAUGAGAUAACCAAAGGAGACCCUCUUCCAAUGCUCGAUGGUCCCCUUUAUUCAGUACAUCCAAGUAUUGCAGGUACUGUGAGCAGAGUUGCUAUCUUUGACGACAAGAGGAUCAUUUAUGGAAUGGUGGGGGGAGAACUUUGUCUAUUUAAUCCUGAAAAAGAUGAAAACUACAAAAUGGAGUCUCAUGAAAGCAAAGUCACUUGCCUGGAAAUCAGUACAAAGGAGACAUAUGCACUUAGUGGCUGUGAAGACUCGGUUCAGCGUUUGUGGAAUAUGGAGACUUGUGACUGGGAACAUGAGAUGUGUUAUAAGGGCUUCUUCUUUCAAGGUGUUGAAUGUGCCUGUUUUUCACCAGAUGACUGUUAUAUUUAUACUGGAUCUCAGGACCGAGCCAUUAAAGUGUGGGAUGUAUUACAUGGUUCUCUGCUUGCGGUACAAUAUGUAUAUGCAACAAUUACUCGUCUUGUCUCCACCACUGAUGGAUUUAUGGGAACUACAAGACUGGGAUAUGUGAUUCGGGAAAAGUUGAAGUGCCCACAAAUUGUAAGCCCCGAGUACAACCCACUACAAAACAUCAAGGCUACAUGCACAGUUAAAUCCAAGAAAGCCAAAAACACCAGUAAAACGACUGUUACACCAGAGACUAAACCAGGAAAAAAAUGGUGGAAAUGCAAGGACCAAACUGCCAAAUCUUCCCAAAUAUGCCACAUUGUUUAACCUUAGUUUAUGAGCUGUCAUUUCCAUACUGUAAAACUGUGAAAUGAGAUCAAGCUAUUAAUUGUCAGGGUGCUCUUACACAGAGUAGAACUGUAUCAAAACACAUGGAGAUUUUAGCUACACAGUACAGUUGAUGAAAUACAUUCUAAAAUUAUUGGCAAAACACAAUUUACCUGAAACUUUACAAAAAAAAAAAAGAGAAAAAAGUAGUAGCAUCUGUUCUUUAUAUUAUAUAAUUCAUUAUAAUUCACACCUGGUUUUGGUUUCAAAACUGCAUCAUAAAACCUGUGCAAAGCUGCACUAUGUGAGAGCACCCCCAGGUUAAUUGUGUUUUACAAAUUAUCGUGUCAUUUAUAGUGUGUUGAAUCAGCUGCAUUAUGUAACUAAAAAGGCAUACAUUCUUGAUG
Messenger RNA from Hyla sarda, 5502 nucleotides. RefSeq names its product NACHT and WD repeat domain containing 1 (gene NWD1). The coding region runs from base 236 to 5095 and encodes 1619 amino acids. The transcript has 23 exons. Lineage: Eukaryota; Metazoa; Chordata; Amphibia; Anura; Hylidae. The record is from RefSeq and is a predicted model, not a curated record. Gene Ontology annotation, molecular function: protein binding.